Drosophila persimilis is the source of this 1635-nucleotide messenger RNA. RefSeq names its product two pore potassium channel protein sup-9 (gene Task7). Gene Ontology annotation, cellular component: membrane. Gene Ontology annotation, molecular function: potassium ion leak channel activity. Lineage: Eukaryota; Metazoa; Arthropoda; Insecta; Diptera; Drosophilidae. The coding region runs from base 192 to 1265 and encodes 357 amino acids. The record is from RefSeq and is a predicted model, not a curated record. The transcript has 5 exons. Gene Ontology annotation, biological process: potassium ion transmembrane transport; stabilization of membrane potential.
UGAAGUUUUCGGUUAAAGUUGUUAUUUCAAAUAAAUAUUCGAAAAAUCGUAACCACAACCCUAGACUUAGUACUGCCGAUCGAGGCGCGCGCAACAAAUUUCUGGAUGCUGUGUAUUUGUUUUUGCUUGGCAUCUAUCGAUUUUGUGCAGCUGAACUCUCAUCGGCGAAGAAACCAGCGGACGAAAUAUUAAUGCUAAUUGAAUUGUACCGCGAUUCGGCCUUUGAGUUUAUUCCUGACUGCAUCAUGAAGCGUCAGAAUGUGAGAACCUUGUCGCUGGUGGUGUGCACCUUCACGUACUUGUUGAUUGGAGCCGCCGUUUUCGAUUCGCUGGAAUCGCCAACGGAGGCGAAGCGCUGGGAGUUCUUACAGGCCGUAAAGAACAAUUUUGUGAAAAAGUACAAUGUAAGCGACGAGGACUUUCGAGUGAUGGAGAUUGUCAUCAUUGAGAACAAGCCGCACAAGGCAGGACCUCAAUGGAAGUUCGCAGGCGCCUUCUACUUCAGCACCGUUGUCUUGGCCAUGAUAGGAUACGGUCAUUCUACGCCAGUCACCAUUCCGGGAAAGGCAUUUUGCAUGGGAUACGCGAUGGUGGGCAUUCCUUUGGGACUGGUCAUGUUCCAGUCGAUUGGUGAACGUCUGAAUAAGUUCGCAUCGGUCAUCAUACGACGGGCCAAGCGGGCAAGUGGGGCCCGAUGUACGGAAGCCACCGAGAUGAAUCUUAUGCUGGCCACCGGAAUGCUCUCGUCUGCCAUCAUUACCACGGGAGCAGCUGUGUUCUCGCGAUACGAAGGCUGGAGCUACUUCGAUAGUUUCUACUAUUGCUUUGUGACCUUGACCACGAUCGGAUUUGGCGACUAUGUGGCACUGCAGAACGAUCAGGCUCUGACCAACAAACCGGGAUAUGUUGCCUUGAGCUUGGUGUUCAUCCUCUUCGGCCUGGCCGUGGUGGCAGCCAGCAUUAAUCUGCUCGUCUUGCGUUUCAUGACCAUGCAAGCGGAAGAUGCCAAACGGGAUGAACAGGAUGCUCAGAACCUGGCGGGCAACGCGCAGCCAGUUACCUUCGACGAUGAGACCACUUACAACAUGAACGGCAAACUGUUGGAGCACAACUAUACAACCGAGAACGAUGAGACAGCCUCGCUCUGCUCCUGCACCUGCAUGGGCGGAACGCGCUGCCUGAACCACGAGCAGUUUAUCGACCCGGACUUUCAGCCCACGGACAUUAUACAAAGCACACAGUGCCUGCAUCGCGCAUCCAUUUGAGACAGCCGCCUGUCACUUGUGACAGACGUCUACUUGAAAUAGGAGCCAAAGCUCGGUUUGGAGCCAAAGAACGGCUUGGAGUCGGAGCCAAUGCCAAAAGGAAGCCCAAAUCCCCAACGAGGGGACGCCAAAACGUAGUUGCAAUCAUGUAGAGACCCAACCGCCGCAUCUAAUCGUUGUACAACCAGCAUAUACACACAUAUACAAUGGAGUAACUUCCGACAAAUCAUGGCAAUAUCAACCUCAUCACCUACGAGGGAGGAUGUCGCCUCUUUUGGCGACCACCCUCACAUUUCAUACAUCUCAAAAACAUACAAAUUUUAACUGUGAAAUCAAAGUAUUAUUAAAACGAAUUACUCGAAAUCCUUUA